Erinaceus europaeus (western European hedgehog) is the source of this 1028-nucleotide messenger RNA. It is a transcript of the gene CFAP107, whose product is annotated as cilia and flagella associated protein 107. Bases 208 to 795 code for a protein of 195 amino acids. NCBI's taxonomy places the organism in Eukaryota, Metazoa, Chordata, Mammalia, Eulipotyphla, Erinaceidae. The record is from RefSeq and is a predicted model, not a curated record. The transcript is spliced from 4 exons.
GGGAAUCUGAGAUCUUAUCACCUCUUGCUGGAGGCUGAGUGGACUCUGGCAGCCUUUUUAUUCUGUGACUCGGGCAGGAUGUUAUCUAGUACCCACCUAGGAGGGUAACUGGGAAGGAAAAAAAAAGAAAAGAAAAAAAGACAUCCCAAACUCAGUAACUUUAUAACUGCUGUGUCAAGUCAAAGAAACUUGGAGUAAACUCUCACCAUGCAGUUUCUGACGGCUGUGGAGCCACAGCCCAUUUCCACACCAAGCUGGAAGACUGAGACCAAAUAUUCUACCAGAGUGCUUACUGGAAACUGGGUUGAAGAGAGGAGGAAGUUCACCAAAAUCACUGAUGAAAUACCACAGUGCACUUACAGAAAAGACUAUGUGCCCUUCCCAGGCCACAGACCUGACCAGAUCUCCAGGUGGUACGGGAAGAGGAGAGUGGAGGGACUCCCGUACCAGCACCUGAUCACCCACCACCAGGAGCCCUCCCACCGCUACCUGAUCAGCUCCUACGACGACCAUUACAGUCGGCAUGGCUAUAACCCCGGGCUGCCUGCGCGCCGUUCCUGGAGCAGACAGAAGUCGGAGUGGCUUCCAGAGAAGUCUGACUUUCCCCUGCUGGCUCCCCCGACGAACUAUGGACUCUGGGAGAAGCUGAAGGGCAGAUGGCUGGCACUUCAAGCUGCCCCAAGGGAGAGCAUCUACACCUCGUCCUACCUCAGACCUCCGCCAUGUGCCAUGUCGCGGCGGGAGCAUGCCAUCCCGGUCCCUCCCCGUCGCCUGCACCCUGCCCCCCACUUCUGAGGACUGUCACCCACAGGCAAUGCAGACCCAGUCAACCGGGACCACUAGUUGGUUCUAUGUGACCUACCAGCCAACAGGCAGGUCCAAAAAAUAAAUAGCCAGUUUGUCUACUGACCAAACCCCACAGACACAGAAUCAUAACAUGAAUCUGAAGGAUCACCCUUCCCUUUCACAGCCCCAGGUACCUUUCCUGUCUGUCCCACAACUGAAGCUCUUUGAUACAGUAAUACAAA